AUGCCUGCCCUUCACAUGGAGGAUCUGCAGGAAAAUAAAAAGCUGAAGAUGGAGGUUGAGCAACUUCGCAAAGAAGUGAAGUUGCAAAGACAACAGGUGUCUAAAUGUUCUGAAGAAAUAAAGAUCUAUAUUAUAGAACGUUCUGGAGAGAAUCCUCUAGUGAAAGGGAUCCCAGAAGACAAGAAUCCCUUCAAAGAAAAGGGCAGCUGUGUCAUUUCCUAA
Messenger RNA from Arvicola amphibius (Eurasian water vole), 222 nucleotides. RefSeq names its product guanine nucleotide-binding protein G(I)/G(S)/G(O) subunit gamma-11-like. The transcript has a single exon. The record is from RefSeq and is a predicted model, not a curated record. Gene Ontology annotation, cellular component: heterotrimeric G-protein complex. Gene Ontology annotation, molecular function: G-protein beta-subunit binding. NCBI's taxonomy places the organism in Eukaryota, Metazoa, Chordata, Mammalia, Rodentia, Cricetidae. The coding region runs from base 1 to 222 and encodes 73 amino acids. Gene Ontology annotation, biological process: G protein-coupled receptor signaling pathway.